AUGGCUAAAGAGGCGCUAAUGAUAGCUGUUGAUAACAGUGAUUUUAUGCGUAAUGGGGAUUUUGCUCCAACUCGUUUGCAAGCUCAGCACGAUGCAGUCAACUUUCUCUGUCACGUCAAACGGAACGCUAACCCAGAGAAUACUGUUGGAUUAAUAUCUCUUACCAAUACUGAAGUUUUAUGCACUCUUACUAGUGACGUGAAUAAGUUGAUCAAUAGACUUCAUGCAGUCCAACUCAAAGGGGAUAUAAGAUUUUGUACUUCUAUAAAGAUUGCCCAUCUGGCACUUCGUCAUCGCCAAUUUCGUCAACAGAAAAUGCGAAUUAUUUGCUUUAUCGGUAGUCCCAUAAAAGAUGAUGAAGCUGAUAUGGUUAAAUUAGCAAGACGUCUUAAGAAGGAAAAAGUUAGCGUCGAUAUUGUUAAUUUCGGAGAGGAUGAAGUGAAUCAAAAGAAGCUCCUCGAUUUUGUUGAGGCGGUGAACGGAAAGGAUGGUACUGGAUCUCAUUUGGUCUCUGUUCCACCUGGGACUGGUUUACGUGAAUCCCUUCACAGCAGUCCAAUAGUCGGUGGGGAGGAUGGCGCUGGCGCAAUUGGUCUUUCUGGUUUCGAUGCUGAAUUCGGAAUGGAUGCCAUAGAUGAUCCUGAUCUUCUCUAUGCACUUCGGGUUUCUAUGGAAGAGCAUCACCAAGCUCAAGAGCGUCAAGCAACUGCGGAAUCGUCUACUCAACCUUCCACCGUUCUACCCCAAGCUGCAGGUACAUCUGAAGAAGAUCUUCUACGACAAGCUCUUGCUCUCUCGGUGCAGGAUGUCGGUGGACCUAGUGAAAACACAAUUGAAUCUAAUGAAGUAGAUGUUGCCAAUAUGACAGAGGACCAACAAAUUGCUUAUGCCAUUCAUAUGUCCAUGCAGACCCAUAAAUCCGAGGUUGCGCCGGCUGUGAAGCCCGAACCUGAGACUGUUGAGUCAUUUGCUUUACUUAUCAAACCACUGAAAUUUCUUCAACAGAAGGACAAUGGUGGUGUUCAAUCAAUGGAGGUUGAUGACGUUCCACCUGCUUCAACUUCAGUUCAGCACGAACAAACUCCUAAAUCCUCGUCGGUGGAAUGUGAUCCCGAAUUCCUCCAAUCGGUUCUACAGUAUCUUCCAGGUGUAGACCCUCAGAAUGAAGAAGUACGUCAGGCGAUUGAAUCUCUCACCAGUGGUAGUGGGUCGAAGGACAAACAAGAAGAAGAGAAGAAAAUGGAUGAUGAUGAAAUCGACAAAUAG
Molecule: messenger RNA, 1266 nt
Organism: Rodentolepis nana
Lineage: Eukaryota; Metazoa; Platyhelminthes; Cestoda; Cyclophyllidea; Hymenolepididae
Source: the annotation of a GenBank genome assembly